GAUAGUUGGGUUGCAUGAAGUGACUCCUCUCCCACAUGCAGUUCGUAAUUCAUGUUUGCCUCGCUAAAAUCAGAUUUUAAAGCCACAAAUUACGAUUGGAGGCAUGUGAUCUACGGAGCAGAGGAAAAUGCAAUUUUCAAUUGGCUCAACGGCUUUAAGGAGGGGUUAACUGAGAUAACCCGGAAACGAAGGAAGAAUCUCUCCUCGCAGACUCAAGACUGUCAGUCUCGCCAUGGCUGGAGCUGGAGGUGACAAGCCUUUCGCAGAGGCCAGCCCAAGCCCUUUAUCUCGGGUUUUGAGAAUCAGUCAGCUGGAUGCUUUUGAACUGGAUGGUGCACUGGAACAGCUUGUUUGGUCACAGUUCACCCAAUGUUUCCUGCAUUUCAAGCCUGGGCUCUUAACCCCUGUGGAACCAGAACUGAAGGCCCUUCUCCAGCUUCUCUUGUGGAGGUUCACAGUCUACUCCAACAGUGCCACUGUGGGCCAGUCGCUGCUCAACAUCCGGUACAAGAAUGCUUUGAUCUCGGGCCAAAAGUACAGGUCCAUGAGCCGGCAACAGAAGCUCUGGUUUGCUCUUCUAACUGUAGGUGAAAAGUGGCUCAAAGAGCGCUCUCAUAGCUUGUUCCUCAGCCACCCUGCAGAGUCCAACAUGCACAAAGCCCGUAAAGCACUUGACAUCAUCUCAGGUCUCACCAAAGUGGCCAGCCUGGUCAACUUCCUUCUUUUCCUACAGAAAGGCACCUUUCCUACUCUGACAGAAAGGUUGUUGGGAGUACAACCUGUCUUCAGCCGACAUCAAGGCCCACGGGACAUCAACUUCCAGUUCCUGAACCGAGAGCUUUUGUGGCAUGGCUUUGCAGAGUUCCUCAUCUUCCUACUUCCUCUCAUUAAUGUGUGGAAACUGAAGGCCAGGGUCUCUUCCCUGUUCUCCCCUCUGAAUGAGCUGAAAGGUGGAGACUGUUCAGAGGAGACCUACUGCACAGUGUGUGCCAUUUGUGGGGAGUGGCCAACCAUGCCCCAUUCCAUCGGCUGCAACCAUAUUUUCUGCUAUUACUGCCUCAAGAGCCACACCAUCGCAGAUAUCUACUUCACCUGCCCUAAAUGUGGUGCAGAAACAGGGACUAUAGAGCCAGUCAGACUUCAGAUAGAGAUGACUGUGUUGCGUCAGAGUUGAGUUCUCAGAGGAAGACUAUGCCUCAAACAGACUGUUGAUUGACUUGAUCUCAAGUUUUCCCUCUGUAUGUGUAUUUCAAGCUGAACGUUUGAGUGUAUCACAGAGAUUGGUUGAUGAAAGCAUACGGCUCGUGCCUUUUUCUGAAAUGAGAGUAUUUGUCGCCAUUAAAUAUGCAGAAUUUUGUACAAAGCCUGACUAGAGACAAACUUGAUGUAAAAUUCUAAAACAACAUAAUUUGUGUCACUAAUUUAUUCACCCUCAUUAAAGUUUGAUCGAAACUGUGUAUCAGAGGUCCACUUUUCUGCAUUCUUGGAUGGAGCGCCGAGCAAAUGAAUAAACAUCCAAACAGCCCUUUGCUCAACUGCCUGCACGAUCCAAUUCCCCUCAUCCCCUAUGAAGUGAGAAAUUUGCACAAGAUCAAGGAGAGGCCAUGAUAGCACCAGGGGGGUGGUUGGGUUGGAUGCAGAUUGACAGACAUCCCAUCAUAAUCUCCUUGGCCCUUCUUAAGACACCAGUAAACUGGAACAAACCAGAGUAGGACCAAUGCAAGUUUCAGGCAUAUUAUGCACUAAGCGUAAUAAUGACUGCAAAAAUGGUUAUUUAUUCUGCUGUUAACUCUCUCCAGUGAGCCAUGCCUCAGGCCAAACAAACCCAAAUGGACAAAGGCCUGCUGGAAACUCUAACACAACAUUGCCUAAACUGCCCAUUAUGAAGGCUAUCAGUCAGUUCUCUGGGCAUGAUGGGUCCUGUGUUUUGCUGGAUUUUGUAAGUGCUGUGCUGAAGUUUACUGUGACAGAAUUUACAACUGGGAAUGUGGCACACGCCCUGUUGUAAGUUUAUUCAUGUAUGGUCAAAUACACAGGUCCACCAAGGAGUGUAGCUCUUACUAAAUGCAAUGCUAUCCUAGUUUACGUAUGCUCUGGGUUAACAAAUGUUCAAAAGAUGUUUGAAUAUGAAACCGUAUAUUUAUAACUUUUGUGUUUGUUUUUCAAAGGAUUAAAGGUAUUAGCCGCCACUGUUUUGGAAAUGUCCUCCAGUAAUGGCUGCCUAUUUAAAAUGUACACAACAUAUGGUUCUGUAUUUUUUUACACAUAGAUCGGGUCCAAUCAUUUAACAUCUGUCCCUUUAGAGUUGGUUUAUUUCAGAAAUAAACAUGCGUUUUAGGAUCAAAAGCAUCCAAAACAUUAUCUCGUAAAACAUUUUAUCUGAUCAGAUACACAAGAUUAUUGUAUUAUAUUUUUUAUGUCUGCACCAAAGAAAAGAUUAAUGAAAUUUAAAGCAAGCGCUCAUAUGACCCUAGAUUAUUUUGACAUUUGGUUCAUGUUAAUGGGUUAUCUAAACUUAUGAAUUGGUAAUUAGUUAACAACAUUAGUUAACAUGAAUUAACGAUGAACAAUACUUUUACUGAUUUUAUUUAUAUUAGUUCAUGCUAAUUUCAACAUACUCUAAUCAUUUUGGGCCCACUUUAUAUUAGGUGGCCUUAACUACUCUGUACCUAACCAUUUAAUACAAUGCACUUAUUAUGUACAUGUUGCGUUUUAAUUGCUUUCAUUUCAUUAUAUUUGUAGUUACGCUGUUAGCUUUAACCAUACCCUUACUCCUAAACCUACCUGUACCUCAACAGUAGCGAAUGAGGGAAUUUUACAGAACAGCAUGUAGUUUCACAGUAAAUGCAUAGUCUUGUAUGUAUUUAAAGUUAGUACAUAGUAGUUAGGGCACUUAAUAUAAAUUAUGACCUAUUUUUUUAAUCAAUGCACUAUGAAUUAAUAUGAACAAAGAUUAAUAA
This is a messenger RNA of Xyrauchen texanus (razorback sucker), 2960 nucleotides long. RefSeq names its product peroxisome biogenesis factor 2-like. The record is from RefSeq and is a predicted model, not a curated record. Gene Ontology annotation, biological process: protein import into peroxisome matrix. Gene Ontology annotation, molecular function: zinc ion binding. The coding region runs from base 233 to 1174 and encodes 313 amino acids. Gene Ontology annotation, cellular component: peroxisomal membrane. The transcript has 2 exons. Lineage: Eukaryota; Metazoa; Chordata; Actinopteri; Cypriniformes; Catostomidae.